AUGGCGCUCACUUUGGCAGAUGGCGUAGAAAAAGAAGCAAGGCGAAUCAUAGCCUCUGAAAAUGCCUUUGACGCGCUCGCGCUAAACCCUGUAGACGCCAAGGGUGAGGUGGUGCUGAGGCGGUACGAGGAGAAGGUCGCCCCGCUUCGGCGGUUGGUGCGGAAUCGGCUGGCCAUGGAGGCCAAGGCCCGACUGGACCACGCCAAAAUUGUGCUGCUGGAUGACGUGCUUCGCGCGAAGGAGCUGCUUCGCUUCAACAGCCAACAACGAAGUGCCGUGCAGGAACGCGAGGAGUUGAAGGCCCUCGAGGCACGCACCAAAAUGCUGGAAGCGCGUGCCGCUGCGCUGUCGGCGUAG
This is a messenger RNA of Trypanosoma rangeli, 357 nucleotides long. RefSeq lists its product as uncharacterized. The coding region runs from base 1 to 357 and encodes 118 amino acids. The transcript has a single exon. Lineage: Eukaryota; Euglenozoa; Kinetoplastea; Trypanosomatida; Trypanosomatidae. The record is from RefSeq and is a predicted model, not a curated record.